Molecule: messenger RNA, 32939 nt
Organism: Pelobates cultripes (western spadefoot toad)
Lineage: Eukaryota; Metazoa; Chordata; Amphibia; Anura; Pelobatidae
Source: the annotation of a GenBank genome assembly
AAGGAGGAAGCUCACUUAAUAAAAGGGCUGCGAAGAUGAGGACACGGAUGAUGGGUGGUGCCACCUGUCCCCUCCCUGGGGUUUUAGUACAAACAGCAAAGUGAAGGCAGCACGAGAGCAACCUGCAUGACAGUGACGCUGCUGUAAGUACAGCAAGACCAGGGAUUGCAGGAAACGCAGUCAUCCCAUGGAGGGAACUCUCACUAACCCCCCUAUUCUUUCUUUUACAGGGCAGCUGUCGCUUCAACAAAAAAACAAGGUAAAUUCAUAGAAUUCUGCUAAUAUUGUUGCAGCCUCUCUGUACUGUUAAUGUUUUCCUAGCAGCCAUAGUGUCGUCAGAUCGUAAGAGGGAAGUCAUGGAUGUAAACAAAAGGAGAUUGAUUUUAGAUUUUUUUUUUGACAAUGGAAGCGUUAAAGACUGAUUUGUGGACGCCCUAAAGCCUUUUGCAUGUAUCUAAGAAUAUAGUUAUUGUAUCCCACGAUCUAUUGUUUCCGUUUGACAGAUUAUUAAGAAUUUUUUGUUGUAAUUUUUUUUUUUUUUUUGCAAUGAGUUGUUUUCACCGAGUGGAUCCCCUGAGCAAUUAAAAAGCUGAAAAAAGUAAAAAUGCGUUAAAACAUAAAUUAUCAUAUCUUUUAUAACACAUAACCCAUGAUUCCAUAAACAUAAAUAGUAUUAUUAUUAUUAUUAUUAUUAUUAAGAAAGCGCCAACACAGUCUAUAGCGCUGUACAAUGGUUGGACUGACAAAGCAGUGUAUAUGACCAGACGAGUUGGACGCACAGAAACAGAGGGCUUAAGGACCCUGCUCAAAGAGCUUACAUGCUAUAGUGACACAAAGGGUAAGGGUAAGGGUAGAAAGGUAGGUUGCUUUAAAAGUAAUUACUGAGGACAUAUGUACAUCUUGAUGGAUGUACAUAUGGGCCCCGCUUUAGAAAGUCUUCUGAUAACUGAUCAACACUUAGCCAAUUAGUCAUAUAGUGCCCAACUCUUCCUGGACCCAUGUCACCUCUGCACGAGGAUGGUAAGGGAAUGAAAAGUGCCCCCUGCAGUAUUUAACAUUCACACGCAGAAGAAGGGAUGGAUAUGUAUUCAUCACGAGGAUCCCAAAGGAAAAGCCAUCUUGCAGCACGUGAAUUCUAGAUACUACAAGGACUACAGCACUUUGCAUGUGUUACUCAUCAGCAUAAAAAAAUGAUGUGUCUUGAAAAGCCGAAGUGAUUCCAAUAUUUCUGGGGUGAAAAUAGCUCCAAAGCAUAUUUUUAUGACUUUAUAGUUGUUACUAAGACUAUCCAAGUUAUGAGUUCCCUCGAAGAAUCAUUUUAGAUUAUAUUUAUUACAAUUACAAUUUUAAGGAAAUUGUGCUUGAAAACUUUACUGUGGUGACGAUAUUGUUAGUUGUUAAUUAUUUCUGAAUAUUAUACAAAGCAGAAAUGCCUUCCUCUCUGCCUGCUUUCCUGGUCGAGUGAGUUUAUGUGUGAUGAUAGCUUGUUAGUUUAUCAGUUUAUCUGGAGAUUAGCAGAUAUUCUGUUGCCAGAAACCAUUAUUUUUCAGAGUUUGACGUGAACAAAUUAGAAGAAAUAAAGUGUUAAAUGGAAAUCAGCAUUUUAAACAAUUCUUCAUUCCCUCUCAGUGUAUUUCUGUAUAUAUUGUGCGACCAUGGGGGUCACUUCACUAAAACAGCAAACUGUGCCGACACUAAAAUAACUAAAGUGAAAAACAAUCUCAAUUUGUGCAGAAAUGGAUAUUUACAUUUUAUGUUUUCAUCUAUAUCUUCCAAAUCCGUUCAAAUGUUACAUCAGCUCUUUGUUUAGUGAAUAGGAGGCCCAUUAUGUUGUCUGUUGUAGACUUGUGUUCAAACUCUUUUUAGCUUGUGCAAACUAAAUAACUAUUUUUAAUCUACAUCUGAAUGAAUGUGCGAAGUCUUACAGGUAAAUCCCGGAUGGCUCGAUUUGUUCGGGCGUAGAUUGGAAGGAAUAUGAUUCGUUCGUAGGAUUUGAAAGAAUUUGUGCACACGUUUCGUGUGUAAUCCACGCAGAGAGACUAACGUUUAUUUGUAUAAAUGGUCAUGUGUGACUUGUGUCUGUGUAAUAGUCUGCACUCAGAGCAGCACUGACUGCCUCAGAGACAUGUCUUGGCUAGUCCUCCCCCAAUACCGAGUCUGGCUACCAGGCCUCAUUGCACUAACCAGGUGCUUUCAUAUCAACUAAAUAUAUACUUUAUUAUCUCACAGAUGGAACGUUUGAUGAUUUCAAUUAAACUUGCGUACUUUAUACAAACAGUGUUAUUAUUAUUCAACAAACACUGAACUAAAGGUAGUUAAACUACAAAUUGCAAAACUUAGCUGUUACUAUAGUGGAGUUAUAGAGUUUCUCCUGGCUGUUACUAUAGCGGAGUUAUAGAGUUUCUCCUGGCUGUUACUAUAGCGGAGUUAUAGAGUUUCUCCUGGCUGUUACUAUAGCGGAGUUAUAGAAUUUCUCCUGGCUGUUACUAUAGCGGAGUUAUAGAGUUUCUCCUGGCUGUUACUAUAGCGGAGUUAUAGAGUUUCUCCUGGCUGUUACUAUAGCGGAGUUAUAGAGUUUCUCCUGGCUGUUACUAUAGCGGAGUUAUAGAGUUUCUCCUGGCUGUUACUAUAGCGGAGUUAUAGAGUUUCUCCUGGCUGUUACUAUAGUGGAGUUAUAGAGUUUCUCCUGGCUGUUACUAUAGUGGAGUUAUAGAGUUUCUCCUGGCUGUUACUAUAGCGGAGUUAUAGAGUUUCUCCUGGCUGUUACUAUAGCGGAGUUAUAGAGUUUCUCCUGGCUGUUACUAUAGCGGAGUUAUAGAGUUUCUCCUGGCUGUUACUAUAGCGGUUAUAGUUUCUCCUGGCUGUUACUAUAGAGUUAUAGAGUUUCUCCUGGCUGUUACUAUAGCGGAGUUAUAGAGUUUCUCCUGGCUGUUACUAUAGCGGAGUUAUAGAGUUUCUCCUGGCUGUUACUAUAGCGGAGUUAUAGAGUUUCUCCUGGCUGUUACUAUAGCGGAGUUAUAGAGUUUCUCCUGGCUGUUACUAUAGCGGAGUUAUAGAGUUUCUCCUGGCUGUUACUAUAGCGGAGUUAUAGAGUUUCUCCUGGCUGUUACUAUAGCGGAGUUAUAGAGUUUCUCCUGGCUGUUACUAUAGCGGAGUUAUAGAGUUUCUCCUGGCUGUUACUAUAGCGGAGUUAUAGAGUUUCUCCUGGCUGUUACUAUAGCGGAGUUAUAGAAUUUCUCCUGGCUGUUACUAUAGCGGAGUUAUAGAGUUUCUCCUGGCUGUUACUAUAGUGGAGUUAUAGAGUUUCUCCUGGCUGUUACUAUAGCGGAGUUAUAGAGUUUCUCCUGGCUGUUACUAUAGCGGAGUUAUAGAGUUUCUCCUGGCUGUUACUAUAGUGGAGUUAUAGAGUUUCUCCUGGCUGUUACUAUAGCGGAGUUAUAGAGUUUCUCCUGGCUGUUACUAUAGCGGAGUUAUAGAGUUUCUCCUGGCUGUUACUAUAGCGGAGUUAUAGAGUUUCUCCUGGCUGUUACUAUAGCGGAGUUAUAGAGUUUCUCCUGGCUGUUACUAUAGCGGAGUUAUAGAGUUUCUCCUGGCUGUUACUAUAGCGGAGUUAUAGAGUUUCUCCUGGCUGUUACUAUAGCGGAGUUAUAGAGUUUCUCCUGGCUGUUACUAUAGCGGAGUUAUAGAGUUUCUCCUGGCUGUUACUAUAGCGGAGUUAUAGAGUUUCUCCUGGCUGUUACUAUAGCGGAGUUAUAGAGUUUCUCCUGGCUGUUACUAUAGCGGAGUUAUAGAGUUUCUCCUGGCUGUUACUAUAGCGGAGUUAUAGAGUUUCUCCUGGCUGUUACUAUAGCGGAGUUAUAGAGUUUCUCCUGGCUGUUACUAUAGCGGAGUUAUAGAGUUUCUCCUGGCUGUUACUAUAGCGGAGUUAUAGAGUUUCUCCUGGCCGUUAUCAUUAAACUCAUUUAUAAAAUAUUGGCCAAAGUAGCCGAGGAAUGAAAACAAAUCUGAGAAAACCUGUUUUUAGAAUUUAGAUAAAUUGUUUGUAGGUUGACUUGGUUGGUUUUAUUUUUUUGUAUGUUAUUAAUGAUUGAUGACAAUCCGGUUUCAGUUUGCAGUGAUAUUUACUAAACCAGUAGAAGUUUACAUUGUAUUUGUGAUUUUGUGUGACCUCUAUUUCUGGCUUUGUGAGUUUGUGUCACUUGAGGUUUAUUCCCCAAAUAUUGAAAGGUUGUACACCAACUACCAAACUGCUGAGUUAUGCUAAAAUAGCAAAACCGUGAAAUUUUCGAAAUCCGCUUAUUUUGCCUAUAUUUGGUCCUGCAGCUCCUGGAGCUUCACCUGUCAGGGCCCCACGUCAGUGUCGUACUCUCCUACUUGCCUAUGGUGUCCAACACUGAUGUCUAUGGAGGAUUCCAUUUCUAGUGAUAGCGGGUGGAAAUAAAAAACACUUAGUGCUUUUUUCAAGCGUAGGAACAAUACUAAGACAAAUAGUCUGUGUUUUUGUCUUAGUAUCUUUAAACUGCAGCACAGUCAAUGUGAGUAUUUCAUAAAGACGGUGACAAAGUUGCUUUGAUUUUAAAUGUUAGUGAGAGCAUGAAACCCACAAUGCUUCCCCCAGCGCUCAGCCAGCGUGGUAAUUAUUGUAAGACUCACAGAUUCACACGCUCCUAAUGCUCCUACCUUCACACAAAGUUAUACAGAAAGAAAACUAUCAAUUAUCUGAAUCCGAAUAUCUGGCUGCGGAAUGCAUUGAAUCUUUAUAAAUCGUCUGCAGUUCUAAUCCGAGUGACAUCUGUAUCUGUAACGCCGACUGAUGCACAAAAAAUUCCGAUAUCAACGCCGCCUUCUGGGGUUAUAAAAGCUUGACACAGAAAUCUAAUAAUCAAUCAGAAAAAUUUAAUAUUUCUCUUUACAUCUGAUAGUCACCGGUUAGCACAAUAUAUACAUUCUGGGAUUACAGGCUAAAAUGGAAAGGAACUGCAGAGAAAUGACAAAAAUAUCUGCAAAUCUCACGCCAAAAUAGCUGAGCUAUUGACCAACUCCCCGGUCAAUUACAAUUUAGUGACUAAAACCCAAUUAUUGUCAUAACGCUACAAAAUGGGAACUCCCUAGAGAGGCAGAUAGAUAAUAAAAAAAAACAAAAAAAAAACACACAGUAAAGUCGUCAUCGUUUUCCUGUGAUUGUUUUUAGAGAGAUUUCAAAGAUGACGAUGAGAAAUGCUGACAAACUGCUUUAUGUGCGUGUAGAUGUGAAAUGGCCGGUUGCUGUGCUUCGCUGAAUGCAGAUAUUGUUUGUUUCGGGGAUUGGUGCUCGGCAGGUUUGGGGCUAACCUUCGAGGGAGCAUUUUACUUCCUUGUUCGGUUAAUGCAUUAGGUCAUCGCAUCUGACAAUAAUGGAAGGGAGGCUGAAUAUGUAUCCAUGCAAAAAACACACACAUAUUUGCUUUCCAUUUAAAUGGUGUUUUGCAUAAGCAGAUGGUAAAAUGUGAGGCUGUCUGUGUUAGAAUUUAUCCCUGUGUUAGGUCACAAUCUAUCUUUAAGGAGACACUAGCGGGGUGACCCUGAGAGCCCCUGAAUCCCACAUUGAUAUGCCUUAUGCAUAAAGCACCGACCUCUACAAUUAUUCAGCUGGAUUGAGACAUAUAGCCAGGGCGUAAAACUUAGUCCUAUCCUACUAGCCAGGUCUUAAAAGUUACUAACCACUGAAAGCCUGGAGGUUCCAUAGCACACUCACUAGGGGUGAAUUCUCACUCACCAAUGCUUAGUGGGAAUUCCAAGCCAUACAGGCUGGGAUUUGAAUAGGACCAGCUACGGCAUCUAUCGGCACGUGUGUGUGUGUGUGUGUGUGUGUGUGUUAGGGGGGGCCUCUUGUGUGACUAAAUCCCAAUAAUCUCGACUGAGAGAGGUGGUUUUAAGAAGGCUUUAAAAACGGUAAACUGUACAUUGUUUGUCAAUUCAUUUUUGUUUAUCUUUUAUAAAUAAUUGCUGAAGCGACUUGCUAUGAAGACUACAGAUAGGCCAUAAUCAGCGAUUUACCAUGGUAACGAUGUCACCUUUGUCCCCAGCUCUCACCUCUGCUAAUUCCUAACGCAGUGUUUGUGAUGUAUUUUAAAUUGGUUUCACCUGCUGCACAGGAAGACCUUGACCCCUGACGGUGACGUUAUGAGACUAAAUGGAGGGAGAUAAAAUGUAACCAGUCCAGUGACUACUGAGACCCGAAGUAUGAGAUAUAAUGGUGGAUACGGCAACGCUGCUUACAGGGAAUACAAUUCCUGCCAACUCCCUCCCUCACUCUCUCAGAAACCGUUUAACUGUCAGGGCUAUUAAAUAAAGUGUAAAUUGCUGUAACUAAAGGGAAGCUGCUGUUUCCUUUUGGGCUAUAUCAGAAUAAAAUGUAAAAUUCUGUUUCAAUUCCCAUUUUAGUGAACAAGUCGGUCAAUGUUAGAAGUGGUAACUGGUCUCCAGUCUGAUAUAAGCGCUGGUUCAGGAAGAUAAUGGGCGUUUAGCAGUUCUGUACGAUGACAAUGGGAGAGCAGUUUGUGUUUUUUGCCUUGGGGAAGUAAGCGAUUAAAUAAACAGGUGGCGGCUGACGUGUUUAGAGACGGGCUGUUUACUGUUGGGAUCUGUAUGCAUGUCUGAUGACUGAGGAUAAUAUCUGCUUUUAACCCUUUCUGAGUGUGUGUUAAACUGAUACUUUGAUUCGGAACAGUCUUUAGUCUUAUUCUUCAUUCAGUCUGGUAGUUUUGAAAGUGCUUCCCAGCCAAAUGCAGAAUUCCUGGAGUCCAGGUGUGGAAUGAAUGAAUUAAGUUGGGAUCAGAGGAAUAUUCAUGAUUAGAUACGUGAUCGAACCCCUUGGGGGCGUAUGAGUUACUCCUACUGUGGGGCACACAGGCCCAGCCAUCAUAUUGUGACAUUCCUAGAUGCAAUCCUAUCAUGAUACAGGCAGUUAGCUGACUGAUAUAUUCAGGAAUACAACCAGGGAACAUAGAAACAUAGUCAGAAAAAUGCGAAUUGUGGGCCAGAAUUGAAAGUUUAGGUUCUAAAAUAAAAUGGGAACACACCUAGUUUUCAAGCUCACUUGUUCUUGCCUCAAAUUUACGAUUUCCUUAUAAAUUUUCACCAGUCAAUAAACCGCCCUGUGGACACUUACAUGGAAGAGCGGAGGUAGGGCUGGCAUGGGGUUUGCCAGUGCCACACUUUGUGCCAUUGAGGAUGUUCUACCUGUGCAUGCCAGUGUCCAGUGAGGUGGCCAAGCAGCACUGCCCAUAUAAAACACUGGCACAUGGGGCACAUUCUAGGCUGGGAAAACAUCUGGGAUAGCGGGUGAGGUGUUCCAAAAUUGGGACUGUCACGCUGAAGCUGUGGGUAACGUGGCUUGCUGGCAAAAUCUAAUCUUAGAUGCAUGUUUUUUAUAUCUACUAAAUAGUUAAACAAAAUACAUACAACAACCUUUAACAACACAAAAUAUAUAAAAAUAUUUACUGUAUUCAUGAAAAAGUAUUCGGUAAUUGAAAAAAAUUUCCAUUUACAGUCGCAGCUGUAUUUUUAUUUUUUUAAUUAAACCUUUGGAAAAUCUCAUAUGUGAUGUUUGAUCUUCCAGCAUCUGUUAUCAAUUUUAAUUUUGGUUUCUUUUAACUUACACGGUUCUCCAUUUUUUUUUUUUUUUUUUAAUUUUUUUUUUUUGGGAUAGAAAUGUCCCAACCAAGGCAUAUCUCCAGGAAUAUCCUGUUAUAUGACUGUCACACUGGCACACAGAAUCAUCACCGCCAAGCUGUACAGACAGAAUUCAGCUCUGAUACCUCGUAUUCAACAGACGUCAACCUCAGGUGACUUAUGAUCUAUAUACUUACUCGAGAUACCAAAGUAUGUAAAAUUAUACUUAAUCACCAUAACCACUGCAACUCAUGCUAGCUGUUAGGUUGCAGACUCCAUGCUUGCUGUCUGAGUGUCAAAUAUAUAUAUAUAUAUUUUUUUUAAACAAAUUAGGAAUCUCUCAGCACUAGACUUGUAAAUGUAGUUUUAAACGAAUAGCAACGCAUCUGAAUGUUGGGUGAUCUGCGAUUCCUCUGAAUUUCGCUACUCUGAAUUGCCAUAUGGCCAAAUCGCAAUGCAAAUGAAAUGGGCAAUAGACAAACCAUUUAGUGUGUUUCGUGGUUCAAAUUUCAUCUUUGGUAACAAAAAAGCGAUGGUUGAUAGUUAAGGUACUGGCAAUUAAUGUUGAUUUUAUAAUGCAUCUAUUAUCUAAUAAUACAUACAUACAUUGUGUGUGUGUGUGUGUAUGUAUGUAUGUAUAUAUUUAAUAAAUAUCUAAUAUAUAAAUAAAGAUUUUUUUGACUGCUUUUGAUUAUUACUUCUCACUUGAUCUGUGAAACAAAAGACAGUAAAACAUGUCUAUCAGUAUACUGCAAUAUAUAAAUUACGUUUAUAAUAUGUAUAUGUUUUGCCUUUACACAACAUUGUGGUUCGUCCAAAUAGAUUUUCCUGAAUGAAUCGUAUGAAUGAAAUGAACAGUAUGCUGUAGCAAAAUCUGGGCUAUGGCCAGUCUGGUCGCUAAGGUGUCUUUCUGUAGCAAAGUUUGCUCUGUUCGAGUCCACCCUUCUAAUGGCCUAUUCAGGAGGCACUCCCAUGGGGUUAAGAGAGCUGCAGCUUUAAUUAAUUUCUGAUUUAGCAACAUCAUUAGGGUCCAACUUUAAUCAAGCAAACAAUAUAGUUCAUACAAUCCAGGGCUGAAUUCUGACUUCUGGAGAACCGUGCUAUUAAAGGAACCAGGUGGAGAAUGGACCACCCAACUCAGCCAUCGGGAGACCUGUUACUGAAUUGAUUUGGUAUCAAAGGCUCACAGAACUGCAGGAUACUUUGAGGAAUACUCCCAGUGACUUUACAAUGAGACUUGUAGUUAUAUAAAUGAUAAUAAAUCAAGGAAGCUCCCAUUUGUUCAUAGUUUUUUAUUUUCCGUAUAGUGUUCUGUUUGGAGAGUAAGUAAGUGGGCUCUCCCUGAGUGGAACUGCCCCUUGGAGAACCCUGUUUGUAUUUAAACCGAAUACUAAUGAAAGUGGUGGAGAUUGGAAAGAAAUAUAUACUAAAUUUCAGAACUAAAUAGAUGGGUUGACAUUGUGUAUUUGGAUGAAAUUAUCUAAGCAGAGACUUUUGCAAGACUAACAUGAGAUCUAUGUUUUGUUUUAUGUGUUUUUAAAAUAAAUUCUUGUAGAUAUGUUUGAAUGAUUGUAACAGAGGUUACUGUACUUCACACGAUAGAGAAAUACCAUUUUAUUUGAGUUGACUCCAAUGGUGGUACGUAUACAGUUUUUGAAUUAGGAAGAAUACGAUGAGCGUUCUCUUAUUUUCUGGUAUGACAAACAAUAAAAAAAAACAUAGUUACCAUUAGCAGUAUAUAUUAGCAGUUACAGAUUUGGUUUGAUUGGAUUAUAACCAUUAGCGGUUGUUACAGGUUUGGUUUGAUUGGAUGAUAACCAUUAGCGGUUGUUACAGGUUUGGUUUGAUUGGAUAAUAAUUAUUAGCAGUUGUUAUAGGUUCGGUUUGAUUGGAUGAUAACCAUUAGUGGUUGUUACAGGUUUGAUUUGAUUGCAUGAUAACCAUUAGCGGUUGUUACAGGUUAGGUUUGAUUGGAUGAUAACCAUUAGCGGUUGUUACAGAUUUGAUUGCAUGAUAACCAUUAGCGGUUGUUACAGGUUAGGUUUGAUUGGAUGAUAACCAUUAGCGGUUGUUACAGGUUUGAUUUGAUUGCAUGAUAACCAUUAGCGGUUGUUACAGGUUUGGUUUGAUUGGAUGAUAACCAUUAGCGGUUGUUACAGGUUUGGUUUGAUUGGAUGAUAACCAUUAGCGGUUGUUACAGGUUUGGUUUGAUUGGAUGAUAACCAUUAGUGGUUGUUACAGGUUUGGUUUGAUUGGAUGAUAACCAUUAGCAGUUGUUACAGGUUUGGCUUGAUUGGAUGUUAACCAUUAGCAGUUGUUACAGGUUUGAUUGGACGAUAACCAUUAGCGGUUGUUACAGGUUUGGUUUGAUUGGAUGAUAACCAUUAGCGGUUGUUACAGAUUUGGUUGGAUUGGAUGAUAACCAUUAGCGGUUGUUACAGAUUUGGUUGGAUUGGAUGAUAACCAUUAGCAGUUGUUACAGGUUUGGUUUGAUUGGAUGUUAACCAUUAGCGGUUGUUACAGGUGUGGUUUGAUUGGAUGAUAACCAUUAGAGGUUGUUACAGGUGUGGUUUGAUUGGAUAAUGACCAUUAGCAGUUGAUUGGAUAAUAACUAUUAGUAGUUGUUACAGACUUGGUUUGUUCGGGUGAUAAUUAUUAGCAGUGUGGCUGCGCAUGUUGCUAAGGGAAAGGUCGUAGGCCGUAGGUUACUGGAUAAUUGGUUAUGAAACCGGCAAUAUUAAUAAGGCCUAUGAUUACAUUUGAAAGUCAACCAUUUUCAUUCUUCAACAUAGCACAUUGAUGGGUAGGGUAAUCGCAUGGCAGACAAAACUGAUUAUACAAUAUGUUGAAAUAAAGAUUGAAAAAGAGAGCGCAUAUAUAAUAUAAAACUGAUGUUAGUAUCAGGGUAGAAAGUGGCUAAGUGCAAAAUAUAAUAUCUAAAAAUGUGCAGUAGGUAUAAGCAGCUGAAACAAAGAAUUUUCCCAAAUCCUAUAUGUACAAUGCAAGUGAAAAAUUGUCAGCGCUUAAUAGAUCUUCCCCUUUGAAAUUGUAUAAGGGUAUACCAAAUAGGAAAAUAAAUAAAAAAAUAUAAAACAAUGUAUGAUAUAGUAAAAGUCUACAAUCUCUAAAAGUCACUUAGAGCCUUUUAUGGGGAGAAAAUAGUCCAAAUUCAUAUUAUGGCAUUUUAGGACCAAAUGAUGUACUGGCAAACAACUAAUAGGAUUUAUUGCCGGUGUUUCUUCGUUUAUGAACUGCCAAACAGCCUGCCUCUGUGCACGAGACAGACGCUGACGCUUUGGGACUACCAGGCAUCCUGUUUGCAACCUUGAGAGAACUAGCUGCGCUUUGAGCCGACACUGUGGUCCUUAACGAUAAGUACCAAUAUUUUAUUAUUUUAUCUUGUGAGAGUUCCACUUUUGGGGGGGAUUUUUUGUACUGAGGCAAUAAAUGUAACAGUAUUAUACCAUAUUCUGUUUCUUUUUUGCUUUAAAGGUAUUCCCGGUACAUCAUUUGGUCCUAGAAUGCCAUAAUAUGAAUUUGGACUAUUUUCUCCCCAUAAAAGGCUCUAAGUGACUUUUAGAGAUUGUGGACUUUUACUAUAUCAUACAUUGUUUUAUAUUUUUUACUUAUUUUCCUAUUUGGUAUACCCUUAUACAAUAUGUUGAGUUUACGGAGUUGGAGGCCAAGUGGUCUGUGGUUUUUUUUGGGGGGGGGAGAGGCAGGGGUGCAAGGCCGUAGUACUGUAAAAUGACUCUAGACCAGAGAUUUCAAACUCUGGCCCCUAAUUGUUGAUGUCUUUUAACUCCUAUAAUUCUUUGAUUGGAAUCGUAGGCCGUAGGUUACUGGAUAAUUGGUUAUGAAACCGGCAAUAUUAAUAAGGCCUAUGAUUACAUUUGAAAGUCAACCAUUUUCAUUCUUCAACAUAGCACAUUGAUGGGUAGGGUAAUCGCAUGGCAGACAAAACUGAUUAUACAAUAUGUUGAAAUAAAGAUUGAAAAAGAGAGCGCAUAUAUAAUAUAAAACUGAUGUUAGUAUCAGGGUAGAAAGUGGCUAAGUGCAAAAUAUAAUAUCUAAAAAUGUGCAGUAGGUAUAAGCAGCUGAAACAAAGAAUUUUCCCAAAUCCUAUAUGUACAAUGCAAGUGAAAAAUUGUCAGCGCUUAAUAGAUCUUCCCCUUUGAAAUUGUAUAAGGGUAUACCAAAUAGGAAAAUAAAUAAAAAAUAUAAAACAAUCUCUAAAAGUCACUUAGAGCCUUUUAUGGGGAGAAAAUAGUCCAAAUUCAUAUUAUGGCAUUUUAGGACCAAAUGAUGUACUGGCAAACAACUAAUAGGAUUUAUUGCCGGUGUUUCUUCGUUUAUGAACUGCCAAACAGCCUGCCUCUGUGCACGAGACAGACGCUGACGCUUUGGGACUACCAGGCAUCCUGUUUGCAACCUUGAGAGAACUAGCUGCGCUUUGAGCCGCCACUGUGGUCCUUAACGAUAAGUACCAAUAUUUUAUUAUUUUAUCUUGUGAGAGUUCCACUUUUGGGGGGGAUUUUUUGUACUGAGGCAAUAAAUGUAACAGUAUUAUACCAUAUUCUGUUUCUUUUUUGCUUUAAAGGUAUUCCCGGUACAUCAUUUGGUCCUAGAAUGCCAUAAUAUGAAUUUGGACUAUUUUCUCCCCAUAAAAGGCUCUAAGUGACUUUUAGAGAUUGUGGACUUUUACUAUAUCAUACAUUGUUUUAUAUUUUUUACUUAUUUUCCUAUUUGGUAUACCUUUAUACAAUAUGUUGAGUUUACGGAGUUGGAGGCCAAGUGGUCUGUGGUUUUUUUUGGGGGGGGGAGAGGCAGGGGUGCAAGGCCGUAGUACUGUAAAAUGACUCUAGACCAGAGAUUUCAAACUCUGGCCCCUAAUUGUUGAUGUCUUUUAACUCCUAUAAUUCUUUGAUUGGAAUAUAUGGCAGCAGUUGUAGUUCUGUGACAUCAUGGGAGUCGAAGUCUUAGAAGCUUCGUUGAGACAGUCCUAUUAAGGUCACAUUAUAGUUCUAACUCAUUCUUUAAAUCAGCAUUAAUGGAGAUGUGUGUGUGUGUGUGUGUAUGUAUGUAUAUGUGUGUGUGUGUGUGUGUAUGUAUAUGUGUGUGUGUGUGUGUGUGUGUAUAUUUAUUUUUUGCUAGUAGCCUUAGUGUGUAAAGCAUAUUGGCCACAAGUGAUCGGCAACUCAAUUAACUACAAAGAAUGCAUCCUGCCUAAAUUUAAAGCAUUUAAUGGGGUAGUCUACAUGCUAUAACAAACACUGCUUACUUCAGUGGUUUUGGUGCUGUGAGCCUUUGGAUGAUGGCCCCCUAUUUUAUGUAAACCCAGGGCUCCGCAGUGUUCAAAUAAUCAGCAAUUUCCUUGGAACAUGAUUGCUACAAUAGGCUGGUUAAGUGCUUAGUGUCCCCUUAACUACUCCUAAAUGAUAAAAAGAAAAAAAUACAGGUAUUGUGCAUUAAAUACAUCACAUAUAUACUGCAAGUUAAAUCCAUCACAUAUAUAACAGCAAGUUAAAUCCAUCACAUAUAUACUGCAAGUUAAAUCCAUCACAUAUAUAACAGCAAGUUAAAUCCAUCACAUAUAUACUGCAAGUUAAAUACAUCACAUAUAUACUGCAAGUUAAAUACAUCACAUAUAUACUGCAAGUUAAAUCCAUCAUAUUUGCACGGUUCUGGAGCACAUUGUGGUGCUGUAUUGCUUAUAUUGUAUUAAUAUCUCCUCUCUACGUGUCGUCAUACAGCUCUGCAGUGCAGAUUGGCCAGAGAUUGGCGGUUAUCGGUGAUGAACUUAACAGGACGUUUGAAACAAGACGCCAAAGCAGCAUGGCGAGGGUGGUUCGAGCCUCCAUGUACGUGGUUUUUAUUUGUGUGUGAUCUGAUUAUUCAUACUGAAAGACACAAGGUGAAGAUUCAUUCACACAUUCACUUUACAAUCUACAGGUCUUGGAUAUUAUCACCUACAUUCUGAAAUUUGAUUUUCAGUUUGCUACAAUUUGUUGUUUAGUGAAUAAACCCCAUUCCAAUAACAUCCAUUUUCCUCUCUGCGCUAUGUUCUCUAGGGGAACUUAAAGCAGCUCUGUCACCACUCCUGAAAAAUGAGUAUAAGAUAAAAUCUUUAUGAAAUACCCGUUUUGACUGUGUUGGAAUUUCACUGAAGUACCAACCCAGUCAAGAGAUUUACAGAGUCAAAGUAGGGAUUUUCCCCCACCUCACUUUCUUCGGCACAAGGUGGAGUCCAAGAGUCGUAAUCAGUGAUGGUUGCAGGGAAUUGGCUGUCUAUGGAGGAUCCCGUGGUCUCACUGGAUUCCCACAUAGACUUCAAUGCUUUAUUCUUGCACAUAUGUGAGGAUACAGCAGUGAUGUCCGUGCUGAAAAGGAUCGAGAUGGCAGCGCCUGUGAGGGACAUUACUUUGAAUGCUUUCUCAAUUAAAUUAAUCUUUAUUCUGUUUGAGACAACCCCCCUUAAAGGAAGACUAUGGUGUCAGGAAUACAAUUGGGUAUUCCUGACACUAUAGGUCAAAAUAACUUAAUCCCGCAGGCACGCCUUACCUCUGGUUAAAAAGGUGAUUUACUCACCUUUUCCCAGUGCGGUGCAGGUCUGGUCUUGGUUGGCCCCACCCAGGCUUCUCCCCCUUCUCAUCAAACUUUAUCAUCUCAGCCAAUCCAAUGCUUUCCCACAGGAAAACGCGCUCUGCGGUAAAACGUGCUCUGCGCCAAUCAGCAUCUCCUCAUAAAGAUGCAUUGAAUCAGCACAGUGUGCAACACUGGAUUCUAAAACAGCACCUCUAGUGGCUGCCUCAGUGACUGCCACCAGAGGUGUUCCUAGGCAGGGGUCAGCAACCAAUGGCACUCAAGGCUAGAUAUACACAGAGCUGCGGAAUAACACUCCCCUCAUACAAAUAAUAAAAACAGCCCACACGCAAACGCACACACCGUCCCCACAAACACAACACCACUGACAAUUCACAUACACGCACACAACCCCACAUGCAGCCUCUCACAAUGUAGCUUGUUGAGGUGUGUUAUGUGUUAAGAGUUUGUCCUCUUUUUUUCCAUUUUACAAAAAGUGCAGAUUCCACUCGAAAUGUACACUUUUAGAAACUAACUUGGUUACUUCUCCUGGCUGCCAAUCAGACAGACGAUCCUGUUACUUCCUGGUUUGGUUAGCUCAGUGAAGCUAAACUCAAGAGUCAGCAAUUGCUCAGAGCACCUGCCUUGCAAAGAUUUCUCAUUGAGCUGCAUUGGGAAGUCUGUGAUUGGACAGCCACAAAAAGUCUGGGCGGGGUUAGAAGGGGAGGGCUGCGUACAAGAGACCUGCAAUGUUUGCAAGAUGUUUUUAGAUAUAUUGCUCAAUUAAAGAAAUGCAUAAUUAAAUACAUGCAUGUGUUCAUUGUGGGGUAUAUCUACUAAACAGCAAUUUUUAUUAUUAUUAUUUGGGCAGUGUCCCUUUAACUAUUAAACCUGACUCGUGAUAAUAUAUAAAUCUAUUUAUUUCAUUGUCUUUAUUUGCUCAGCGGCUGCUGUAGACAAUGAUUUGUUUUUUACAACCCUAGCCUACAAUAGCUUAAUUAAUAUCUCAUUGUACAGUUCAGCUGAAUAUGCCAGUCUUAAUAAAUAAAAUAAUUAGACCCAUAAUUGCGUAGGUAUUGAGUCCGUUUCUGCCAAUCAUAGACAGCGCAAAUUAGAUUAUCCGAGGAGGGAGGCUGUCUUUAUAAAGAGGUAUACAGCGUGUAAGGAGGGAGGCUGUCUUUAUAAAGAGGUAUACAGUGUGUGAGGAGGAAGGCUGUCUUUAUAAAGAGGUAUACAAUAUGUGAGGAGGGAGGCUGUCUUUAUAAAGAGGUAUACAGUGUGUGAGGAGGGAGGCUGUCUUUAUAAAGAGGUGUACAGCGUGUGAGGAGGGAGGCUGUCUUUAUAAAGAGGUAUACAGCGUGUGAGGAGGGAGGCUGUCUUUAUAAAGAGGUAUACAGUGUGUGAGGAGGGAGGCUGUCUUUAUAAAGAGGUGUACAGCGUGUGAGGAGGGAGGCUGUCUUUAUAAAGAGGUAUACAGCGUGUGAGGAGGGAGGCUGUCUUUAUAAAGAGGUAUACAGCGUGUGAGGAGGGAGGCUGUCUUUAUAAAGAGGUAUACAGCGUGUGAGGAGGGAGGCUGUCUUUAUAAAGAGGUAUACAGCAUGUGAGAAGGGAGGCUGUCUUUAUAAAGAGGUAUACAGCGUGUGAGAAGGGAGGCUGUCUUUAUAAAGAGGUAUACAGUGUGUUUGGAGCGAGGCAGCAUUUAUAAAGCGGAUUAAUCCAUAUUGUGUUAUCUGUGAUUUUCCAGGAGAUUUGUCAGUAAUUGCCAAGCGUUUGUUCUAAACGUGUUAAGAAGUGUUAAGAAUUUUCCAAGCCGUGUGGAUCAUGUUGAAAUCACGGGUCGAUCACACCCGGUAAGUGUUUACGUAUCUCUCAUGUGAAUUGAGGGUGACGAGGACAUGUAAAAAACCUACACAGUCAUUGGCCAGUACAAUAUUUUAAUUUUUCGUAACUUACAAGAUUUUACUAGUUUGUCAUUUAGUCAUGAUUUUAAUAAGGACACAGAAGCAAGCAUUGCAUGUGUUUAUUGUUAUAUCCUAUAUAGGGACACUAUAUCCACCAAAACAACUUUAGCUUAAUGUAUAGAUUAUGUCCCUCAAUCUCACUACUCCAUUCUCUGCCAUUUAGGAGUUAAAUCUCUUUGUUUAUGUAGCCCUAUUCACAUCUCACUGCUUGUGACUAACACAGCCUUCCUAAACAUUUCCUGUAAAGAGUCAUCUAAUGUUUACACUUUCUUUAUUACACAGUCAGUUUACUUUAGAAUUUCUUAUCUCAUGUUCUGUUAAUAGAUUGCUUGACCUUGCAGGAGCCACCUGUAUGUAAGUUCAAUUUACAGAGCAGGAGUUAACCCCUUAAGGACCGCGGUCGUAUGAGAUACAUCCGACAAAAAACUGUCCUUAGGACCGCGGACACAUAUAUCUCAAAAUACACUUAUAAUGAAAUCAUAUGUAUGCAUUAUAUAUAUGUAUAAUAUAUUCUAAAAUGCUUUAAUUAUAUUAUAAAUAUUUAGGAAAUAAGUGUGUGUGUGUGUGUAUAUAUAUAUAUAUAUAUACACACACACACACACACACGUAUUUGUGUGUAAAAGCGUAUCAAUUAAACUGUUAAUAGCUCCUGACUGAUUCCUCUUCUGCAGCUGUCACUAGUUUAAUACUAUCCUUACCUUUUUGUGUCAUUUUACCCCACUCCCUCUAGCAUGUAAGCUCAUUGAGCAGGGCCCUCAACCCCUCUGUUCCUGUGUGCCAGGGCCGGACUGGGAAAAAAAUUAGGCCCGGGCAUUUUUCAAUUAGAGCGGCCCCCCAAGAAGGGGGCGGGGCCGGAGAGGGUGUGUUUUGUCAUCACUAAUGACAACACGCCCCCUCUCAAAGUGAGCAUGUUGGUUCAAUGCACAGAGCCCCGCUGAAGAGCUCUGGCAUUAGAAAAAGGCCCUGAAUUUGUUCUGCGCAGCGCAAGCAAAUGUAAUAACAUGCUUGCGCUGUGUUAGCUUUUAAAUUGUCUCUGGUGUCUCCACAAGUGGGAUACCAGAGGACAAAAGGGCCAGGAAAGUGUAUGGUGCAUGUGUUUGGCGCAUGCUUGUGGGAUUGCGUGUGUGUAGAGUGUGGUGUGGUACUGUGUAAAUAGGUCAAUUUUGUGGUGUAAUAUGUGGCUAGGGGUUGUAGAGAGUGCGUGUAUAGGGGCAUAGUGUUAUAGGGGAUGUAGCGAGUGUGUACAUACGGGCAGUAGUGUGUGUGUGUGUAUAGGUGACGUAGCGUGUGUAGGGGUUGUAGAGAGGGUGUGUUUAGAGAAUGUUGUAUGUGUUUGCUUACAAGGAAUGUAGAGUGUGUGUAGGUGGUGCAGUGUGUGUGUGUGUAAAGGACCCAGAGUGUGUAUAGAAGAUUGUGUGUGUGUGUGUGUGUGUGUGUGUAGAGGAUUAAGAGUGCAUAUAGGGUAAGGGAUCUAGCGUGUAUCUGGAGCGUUAUGUGUGUAGUGGUGCAGUUUGAGGGGUGCUGUAGUGUGUGUGUAUAUAUAUUUAGAAUAUAUUUGGACAUAUUGUAUGUGUGAGGUGCGCAGUGUGUUUGUGUAAGAGGGGUGCUGUGUGUGAGGGUGUUUUUAUCUGCCGUCACAUUCUAGGUUUCUAAUUUUCUUUGUCUGUUAACUCUGUGUGUGUCAGAGGUGCUGUGUGUGUCUGGGGGUGCUGUGUGUGUCUGGGGGGUGCUGUGGGUGUCUGGGGGUGCUGUUUGUGUCUGAGGGGUGCUGUGGGUUUCUGGGGUACUGUGGGUUUCUGGGGGUGCUGUGUGUGUCUGGGGAUGCUGUGGGUGUCUGGGGGCUGUGAUGGGGGGGUGCUGUGUGUGUCUGGGGGGUGCUGUGUGUGUCUGGGGGGGGUGUGUGUGUCUGGGGGGGUGUGUGUGUGUCUGGCUUGCACUUGGCUUGCACUCACGUUUAUUUGAAAUAGAAAAAGUCUCCUUUAUUGUAUAUCCAUUAAAAACUGAUGGACGUUUCAGCCCCCAUCCAUGGCUUUCCUCAGGUGUGUGAUGUAUUGAUCCUGAGGAAAGCCAUGGAUGGGGCCUGAAACGUUGAUCAGUUUUUAAUGGAUAUACAAUAAAGGAGACUUUUUCUAUUUCAAAUAAACGUGAGUGCAAGCCUCUUACUACUUAUAAUAUAUAUAGAUUUGUGUUCGGGGCAUUCUCAUAUGAUACAGAAUAAGAUGGGUUGUAGAGAUGUAGCUUUAGGAAUAAUCAGUUGAGGUGUGCCGAAACCGAUGAAUGCUGUAGGCCAGUAAAAAGUGGGCAAAGAAAGACAUAUUAAUGCAAAACAUUAUACAGGAUCAUAGUGCAUUUGUUAAUCAUCAGGUAGACAUUUUAAUGAAAGCUUCCUAAUUCCUGAAUCGGCCGUGGUAUGUAAGUCGCAUAAGCCUAUGAUUCCCAGCGGCCCCGUGUCUUAACGUGUGUGGGGAUGUCUUAGCUAUAGGCCGUGGAGGCUGCUCCUAUCCUAAAGGAGUGCCCUGAGUAGUCGCUAGGGUUUGGUUCGAGCUCAGUGAAUGAGUAGGUGUAUCAUACAGCGACAGUAAUGGUUCAGUGGUGCAUAUGGUUGCAUGCCCAAGAACGUAACCAGUACCUUAACUGGGCACCCAGCAUUGCUUAUAAGGUAGUAGGUAGUAGGUAAUAUGCACUGGCUCUCCCAUCUGACUCGUCUUAGUUUUAGGAAGGGACCGGACAUAGUGGUCUGUGUAUUUUAGAAGAUAAGAGGUCAACAGGCACUCUUGUUUAUGAUGUUGGCCACUGAAAGUGAGUUAUUUUUUGGCCUGAGAAAGCCGUUAAAGGCUAGAUAGGUAGCAGUUUUGAUAACUGCAUUGGUGCAUGGCUCGGAAGGUGCAUGGUCGAGUGGUUCUGACAUGGUUUGAAGAUUGUAUGUCUAUGGCCAGUAUUUAGUACAGUAGCGGGAACGUCCGCUUAGCUAUGUCUCUAAGUAAGGUAUGGAUGGGGUAGGAGGAUAGGAACCCAUGUUGCUUGGGAAGGAGAAAUACGUAUAGUGAUGAAUGCCUGUGAGAUAAGUUUAACUGUGUUGUGCAUGAAUUUUUAACUUAAGGUGGCAAAAAGAGGUGAAGGCCAUAAGUGGUGAAACCUCAAACCAGCUAAGUGAUGGUCCGACAUGAAACGUAUUGUAUACCGUAUAUACUCGUGUAUAAGUCGACCUCAUGUAUAAGUCGAGUGCAGUUUUGUGACCAACAAUUGUGAAAUAUGCUGUGCCUCGUGGAUAAGUCGAGGGUAAAACUUGGGGCUAUGAAAUUCUGUGAUUUUUAUAAUUAUAUACACACACACUCAUACAAACACACACUCUGCAUUAUAUACACACACACACUCAUACAAACACACACUCUGCAUUAUAUACACACACACACACACUCAUACAAACACACACUCUGCAUUAUAUACACACAAGAAAAAAGCAAAGAACACAAGGUUCUACGUCUCUGUGUACACACCUGUAUGUACUGCCCCCAGAGUGGAAAAAAGGGGGGGGGGAGAGAUUAACAGGUGCCACACAGGGACUAGUGUACCGAAACGAGACUCCAGGUAUCUCAAAGGGGCUUAACCCCAAGUAAACAAAAAAUAGGACAAUGAUAAAUGCAGUCUGUCUCAGAAUGUACUUAAGAUUAGCUGCAUAACCUGGAAAUAUAUAUAACGGUAUAGUGUAGUCCAAACCCUGGCUUACUAAUCUAUAGAAGCUGUUAGAGACCUAUAGUAAGAAAAUAGUAAAAAAUAAAUAAAGUAUAUACAAGUGGUACUGAAAUUCCAUGCCAACCAGGGAUGUAAUCGAUAGGGAUAUCAAGAUAUAACCUAUACCAUAGCUACACCCUAAUUAUCAGCUUUAUUAUAAUUUGCUAUUGGGGUAUGAGUAUCCAAAAAGUUAAAUCCCAUACGAUUAUCAAUCCUAGGAAAUGUCUAGUAUUCAAAUAUAUAUAACAUAGGCUCAGAAUCGAGCUAUUGCAGAUAACUAGGAGGAUAGAGGUAAUUGAUAAAUGAAAAACCAGUCAAAAAAGUAGACUGAUGAACGAAGGUGCAUCUCUUUAGCACCGAAACGUGCGUUGGGCAUUUUUCUUCUCAUAUCACUGAUAUGAGCACUGGGCACUGGUGGAUGUAGCACCAUGAUUUUGCACUGUAUUUAAUUUAUCUCUAUUUCUGUUCUAUGCCUGUCUAGUUAGAUUAACAGGGAGAGAGGCUUUUUAAUUUAAUUUAAACUAUCAGUCUACUUUUUUGACUGGUUUUUCAUUUAUCAAUUACCUCUAUCCUCCUAUCUAUCUGCAAUAGCUCGAUUCUGAGCCUAUGUUAUAUAUAUUUGAAUACUAGACAUUUCCUAGGAUAGAUAAUCGUAUGGGAUUUAACUUUUUGGAUACUCAUACCCCAAUAGCAAAUUAUAAUAAAGCUGAUAAUUAGGGUGUAGCUAUGGUAUAGGUUAUAUCUUGAUAUCCCUAUCGAUUACAUCCCGGGUUGGCAUGGAAUUUCAGUACCACUUGUAUAUACUUUAUUUAUUUUUUACUAUUUUCUUACUAUAGGUCUCUAACAGCUUCUAUAGAUUAGUAAGCCAGGGUUUGGACUACACUAUACCGUUAUAUAUAUUUCCAGGUUAUGCAGCUAAUCUUAAGUACAUUCUGAGACAGACUGCAUUUAUCAUUGUCCUAUUAUAUACAUACACACUCAUACAAACACACACUCUGCAUUAUAUAUAUACACACACACACACACACAUACAAACACACACUCUGCAUUAUAUAUAUACACACACACACUCAUACAAACACACACUCUGCAUUAUAUACACACACUCUGUGUAUAUAAUGCAGAGUGUGUGUUAGUGUAAUGUGUGUGAACUGGGUGGGGGGAGGGCAUUUUUAUUAUUUUAAUUUUUUUUAUUUUAAUAUUAUUAUUUUUUUUAUUAUUUUAAUUUUUUUUUGUCCCCCCUCCCUGCUUGUUAACUAGUCAGGGAGGAGGGCUAUCUUAAUCCCUGGUGGUCCAGUGGCAUGGGCUGUGAAGUGGGGGGGCCGGCAGGAAGCAUUUACUUACCUUUCCUGCAGCUCCUGUCAGCUCCCUUCUCCUCCGUUCCGGUCAGCUCCACUGUAAGUCUCGCGGUCUGGUUGCCGCGCGGAUCGUUGCCAUGGCUCUGAGGGCCGCGGCUCUCUAAGUUGCCAUAAUACAGACAGUGACUCAAGUAUAAGUCGAGUGGGGGUUUUUAAGCACAAAAAAUGUGCUGAAAAACUAGACUUAUACUUGAGUAUAUACUGUAAGUGGAAAACCCUGUAGCAAGCGUGUUGAGUGCUGGUGGACAAGGCCAGUUUAGUCAGAGCCCGGCUAUGUUGGCGAGGUUAAUGUAAUCCAUGACCUUGACCAUAAGUGACCCCCCUGCCAUGGCGGCUGUCACGGCAGCUGCCACAAUAGUUUACCAUUACGUGUGGUUAAGAAAGUCCACCAUAUGUGUAGGUCUGCCGUGGCUUGGUUGUCUAGGGACAGCCCCUGAUCAUCAUGCGAAAGUGUGGAAAAAGCAAAGUGGUCUUAGAUGAAAGCACGGCCUGCGGUAUGAUGCGCAUGGCAAAAUUUAAGGAACCUGGUAGGGAUUGUAGUUCCAUGCGGUUGCAAGUACCAAGCAGAAGGUGGUAAUUGGUGUUGCGACUGUUCCUAUUUCUCACGUGGUAACUUGUUGGCAUGGAUGCUGAGUCAAGUUGUGUGCCCCGGAAUGUAAUGAUAGUGUCUGGGUCUUCUGUGACCUUAGGGAAUACUGGGACACCCAAGUGUUCAGACAUACUAAUGGCUUCCUUGAAGUUUCUAGUGGGAAAGGCGUUCCCUUUGAUCAACAAGAAAUCAUCUUGUGACUGUAUGACUGUGGGGCAUCUGGAUAUGUUUAACCACAACCAGCAAAGAGUUCAACGAAUAUAUUGAAGAUUGUGAGCUGCUCUUGACCCGAAAAUUAAGCGGGAAAAGAAAUAUAUAACUGCUGCCCAUAAAUGCUCUGUAAGUGCCAGUGUAGGGUGGAUGGUGGCAGUCUGAAAUGCGUUUGUGAUAUUAGUUUUACUUAACCAGGCUUCCCCUCCCUGCUUGAGUGAUAGUUGUCAUGGUAUGAACAAUGGUGGCAUACUGUAAUGAAAACUUCUCGGAGGGUAUGAAGGAGUUGAGACUUGGGGUAGCCAAGGCGUGAGGUGCAGAUAAGUCUAUGAUCAGUUACAGUGUGAGGGAAGAUUCCCUGUGACAAUCCCAAUGGGAUUGCGCCACGCUGUAAAUGGUGUAGAUCGGAGAGGCCCAGGUAGAAAUCUUUCUGCCAUUUUUUGGGCCAUGAGUGUAAUGCCAGCUGUUGGAUGCUGCUGUGAUGAAUGCAAGUUAGGGCAUUCUAGAUUCCCCCAAAAGUAUAUGGCAAUACCUGUACGGAAGGCCUUUAAAAUUCGGAGAUUAGGAAAUCAAUUAAAUGUCUGGAAGGGUGAUGAGUUAGAAAGUACUGGAAAUGCCUAAUGUUUACAGACGUGAAGUAAGGUUCAGGGUACAUUUAUUGGGACACGUGGUUUUUGCAUGUGCCCUGACAUAUUGAGAACAUAUCUACAACAGUCUGCAUGCACUGAAACUACAUGUGCCAACAUGGAAAUUGUUGCAAAUCUGGGAUUUGUCAAAGAGAAUGAGACGACCCAAUUUGUAUCUGGUAGUUCUCUACGUACUACCAGAGGUGCUAGAGCCUGGAGCCUGAAACGUGAUCGUCCGCUGUGUUGGGACAAAAUUGUCCUGUGGGACUAGCAACAUCUUCUCCAAGUGAAAGUGUGUUGACGCUAGCUGGAGUGUUAGGUAGAGAUAAAUCCUUACCACCUGCUUGAUACAUACUAAAAACAUGAAGAUAGCCAUUAUUAUAUGAACCCACAGUGUGCUAGUACUGGCUUGCUAGCUAAAGCCGCAAGGCGAAACAAUUAAUCCUUUGUUUGGUGACAGGUGAGGCCCUGCUAGUUGCCAAGUGGCUUGAGAGGCUUUAACUAUGCAAUGUCGCGAGGAGGUUUUUGUGGCCACCAAACGUAGUGGCAGGAUGUUGGCCUCUCGGUGACUGUAACCAGAAAAAAGGGGAAGGGAGUGACAGGUGAGGCCCCUCUAUAUACCGUGUGAGGCGGCUAGCUCACGAGUGGCCCGAUGGGUGUUUGCCUCCGAGCGUUGAGGCGGGGUGUUGGCCUCGCGGGACCACUAUACGACCGGUGUAGAUGCCAAGAAAGGAGAAUACCUAUUGCCAAUACGCUAAGGAUAUACCCAGGGGGAAAUAGAAAAUGUAUGUAUAUACCAAAUGAGCAGGUUUAUGUACCUAGUAGUAUAAUUAGAUACCCUUACUGGUCGUAAGGGUUAAUAAUACCUGUAUCCUGGACGGGUAAGAUAAUUUAUGAAAAUUGAAUAUAGACAUUUAAAAGCAUAUACCCAUAUGUGUGUUAUGCAAGUUUAAUAGAGCAAAGUGCUUCAUCGAAAUGUUUAUUGUAUGCUUGUAAUGCCCCUGUUUGAAAAAAAUUAACUUGUCGGGAGUGUUAUAUCAUUUGUGAUAUGGAAUACAACUGUACCCCGAAAACAGGAGUGUAGUGAACCAUGACUGGCAGCUGAAUAACCUAAUAUGUGAAAAUACGUAAUUGGAAGGACUUAUAUUUUAAGCGUGCAAACAUGCAAGUAUUCCGUAUUAGACUCUGGAAUCCUGCAUUGUGCUUUAAAUAGUAUGUGCAUUCUUGGGUAAAUGUAUGCGUAUUGUCAGUAAAUGUAACUAAAUGCCUAUGUAGGCAGGUAUGCAGGAAUGAUUAUAUCAUAGCAAGCAUGAUUUGUAAGGAAGUGUUAUUGUGUACUUAUAAUUAUAGUGGGAAUGUUAUGAGGGGAAUAACCAUAUGUCUGAAAAGCCUGUAGUAUACCGUUUGACAGAUAGGAGUCAGUAUAAAAGCGAAAAUGCUGUAGUUAGUUUGUUUGCUUAUGAAGUGAAAUAAAGUCUGAGAAGCCUGUAGUAUACCGAUUGACCGGUAGGGGUCAGCAUGUAGGCAAAAAUGCAGUGGUUCGUUGGUUUAUACAUGAAAUGCAAUAAUGUCUGAGAAGCCUGUAGUACACCGAAUGACCAAUAGGGGUCAGUGUGUAGGCGCAAAUGCAGUGGUUCGUUGAUUUGUACAUGAAAUGCGAUAAUGUCUAAGAAGCCUGUAGUACACCAAAAGACCGGUAGGGGUCAGUGUGUAGGCGAAAAAAUUGUAUUUCGUUUGUAGUUUUAACCGAACAGAUUUCAACCCAACAGAUUUUAACCAAAACAGAUUUUACAUGAACAGCUAGGUGAGUAUUGUAACGGACCGUUUUACACACAAGAGGUUAAAAACCGUUUAGGCGAUAUUCCCCUUUUCAGAUGCACAGACAGCUACUGCAAUCACCAAUCUCCCGAACUGCGAACACACGAAUUCACCAAUCUCCCGAACUGCGAACACACGAAUUCACCAAUCUCCCGAACUGCGAACACACGAAUUCACCAAUCUCCCGAAUUGCAAACACAUGAAUUCACCAAUCUCCCGAAUUGCAAACACAUGAAUUCACCAAUCUCCCGAAUUGGAACCAGGGGAAUGCUCCAAACUCCUGAACAGGAAACACACGAAUGCUGUAAACAGCUGAACAGGAAAAACCAUACGAACAGUUUACACUCCUGGCAGUCGCAAUGUAACAGCAUACCAUCCAAUUCCCAAGAACGAGACGACACUUUGUUUGAGGGUCAAGCAGAACUGAUUUACUGGGGCUACAUGCCUGGCUUUUAUGCAGGUCUCCCACCUGGUGGACACCCCCUAGGGGACCAGAUGGAAGACUGGGAAACAUAUUGGACAUUGACCAAUCACAAGCUUACAAUCCCACAAUGCAUCAUAAUCCCUCCUCUCUGUCCUGGAGGUAAUUGGGAAGUAAUCCAAUUAUCUCCAAGGACAGAGGAAAAACUCCAUUACACACAUUUUCAGUAAAAAGACAUAAAAUUACAUACGGUUACCUCUUUCACCUAAAACAUACACAUUCUACACAUCCCCAGAUAGAUUAGAUCUGAGCGCACAUUAUUACCGAAUGGCGCUCAGAUCACAUACAUACAGUUCAAUCUCCAUGGAGCCAAAGUCUUUCCCAUAGUCUUUCGUUGCACGAAUGGACUCUAUGGCAUAGCUAUCUGGGGUGAUGCUGUUCAUACGGUUAAACUACAGCCCUGUUUGCGCAAAUAAGUGUCCAUUUCCAGUUCCAUAGUUUGGGCGCUGAACACCACUGGCCGUUCGGGAGUUAAAAUGGCCACUGCCACGUGUUCGGCAAAUGAACAAAGGCCACCCAGCGUUCAUCAAAUAAGCCGAGGUUAACCGCAGCUUCUGGGCGGUCAAUUGACGGCACACUCCAGUUCCCAGGUGGUCGAUCAUUCGGUACUUUGUUCGGUAGAUUGAAUCUACCAAACACACACCGGCAGAAAGGCACGAAUAAGCCUUUCUGCAGGGAAAAUAAAAAGGUUUUAAAUGCCGGGCCAUAGUCUAAAGGGAGCAGGCGAGCAACCAGGCUCCUCCAGUGGACAGUGGCGAGGCUGGUUCCGCCACAAGUAUAAGGUAACUAAAUAACCGUGCAAAACGAAAGGAAACCAUAAAGUGAGGACCCGUGCUGUGCUGAACGCCGUGGGAACUAAUCCUGGUGUGACAGGUGGAUCAACUUACGGUUUGAGAGUCCCUGAGACACCAAAUACGAUGCUGACCGUAGAGAAAGCCACUGGAUUAACAUAAAGCCCUGCUGCAGGAUUCCUGGACACAGCUUGGAGUAGGAGACCUCAUGGAGCAGAGGUGAAACCAAAAUGGCGUCUUGUAUGACCUGGAAGUGGAUCUCAAAAUGCUGACCUUGAACAGUCUAUUCGUCUGACCAACAAAGGUAAGUAGCCCCUCCCACAACUUCAGGUCAUGCCUUCCAAUAUAUAUAUAUAUAUAUAUAUAUAUAUAUAUAUAUAUAUAUAUAUAUAUAUAUACACAAACCACGGGCCCGAAAAGAGGCCCUGCCCCCGACAGACACACACACAUACAAAGAGACACACACAUACGCACAGACACAUACAAACAGACAGGCACACAUAUAUACAUACAGACAGACACAUACAUACAGACCGACACACAUACAGGCACACAGACACAUACAUACAAACAGACACAUACAUACAAAGACACAUACAUAAAAAAACAGACAGGCACACAUACACACAGGCAGACACAGACAGACAGACAUACAGACAGACAGACAUACAAACAAACAAGCACACACACAUACAGGUAGACACACAUACAUACACAGACAGGCACACGCAGACACACAGACACACACAUACAGACAGGCACACACAGACAGACACACAUACAUACAAACACACACACACACAAAAUGUUUAAGUUACCCUCCUGUUUCCUACCUUUAAGGUGCAGGAGGGUGACUUUCCCUGGGGUCCAGUGGUGGCUCAGGUGGAUGGGAGUCAUAGUUCCCACUCUGACUCCCUCUGCUUCCUCCCGCGCGGCUCUCAGUGUUAGCUGGGAGGAGUGACGUGCGGUCACUUCCUCCCAGCUUGUGAUGUCAUCACAGGGGGCCCGGUCAUGCUGUUAAAGCACCCAGUGCUUACUGGGCCCCCUGACAAUCCAUAUUAAUCGGGUGGCCCUGACAGCAUGGACCCCUUGGACAGCGGCACCGGAGGUUUGCCGCGUGGGCCGCAGGAGAUGAUGGCGGCGGAUACCCGGUCACAGGGGUCCACAGGGCGGUCGGGCCCCCUGGAGUGGCGGGCCUGGUCGCAGCUGAAACCCUGCGACCGCGGUAUGUACGCCGUUGACUGACAGACAGACAUACAUACAUAAAAUAUAAAUUUAAAAAAAUAAAUAAAAACGCUAACUUUGGCCAGCGUUUGUGACUAAGGUCCACCAAACCAAUCUGGCAAACUGAAUUGGGCCAGCCCUAUAUUGACCCUGUAACUUUUUUUUAUUGUUAUACUCGGGAGACUUCACUGAACCCAAAUAUAAGUGUUUAAAACAGUAAAACUUAUCACGACGAUGAAAUCACCAGUAAAAGUUGAGUUCUUGUGUAAAAACAAAUGCAAAAAACAAAUAUGAACGCUAACUUUGGCCAGUGUUUGUGACUGAGUAGCUACUACAAAAGACUGGAAAUACCCCAUUUGGAAUACCCUGGGUUGUCUACUUUUACAAAUAGUAUGCCAUGAUUGGGUUAAUUUUCAUUCCUGGGCUGCUAUACAUUGGGGGCACUGUCUGGAGAUGUUGCUGAACACAUAUUGGGGUGUUCUUUGUCAGUAACACAUAACACAAACUGAGAAUCCAUGCCUUAAGUACAAUGUGAGAGAAAAAUAACACAAUAAAAUGACUACCCAAACGUUUGACAAAGACUGGUGGUAGAAUUAGUGCAUGGAAAUGUUAAAAUAGCGACAUUUGAAAUAUCCUAGGGUGUCUUCGUUUAAAAAAAUAUAUGGUUUGAUGGGGGUAAAUUAUAUUGGCCGGCUUCAAAAAUGUCCCAAAUAGGACAUGGGUGCAUGAUGACCAGCUGUAGAAAUACCAAGUUGGAAAACUGGAAUGUGCACCCUCCAAAUAAGGUAUUUUAGCCCCAGAGAACCCGACACACCUAUUAGACAUGUGCAAUUCGUUUCGGUCCAAUUUAAAUUGACAAGUGCUUCGGAUUUCUGAAAAGUGGCAAAAUAGGUGAGGGAGGGAAAAUUAAGGGAAUGAUGACAAGAAUCUAACCCUAACCCUACUCCUAACUCUAGUAAGGUUGGGGUUAAGGUUAGGGGCUAGGCUAGGGGUGGGGUUAGGGAUAGGGUUAUGGGUAGGGAAUUGCCGAAUUUCCAAAGUCCCGAAUUUCAGAUUGCCGUAUCUAACCAAAUUUUUUUCCCAUGCACAUCCCUAACACCUAUUAUUAUUAUUAUUAUUAUUAUUAUUGCCAUUUAUAUAGCGCCUACAGAUUCCGUAGCGCUUUACAAAAUUAUGAAAGGGGGAUUUAACUAUAAAUAGGACAAUUAUGAAAAAAAACUUAUGGGAAUAAUAGGUUGAAGAGGACCCUGCUCAUUAGGACAGGAAUUUGCAGUGAAAUAAGAUUGGCUGCCCUUUAGGAUCGAGCAAGAGACAGGUAUGUGAAGUAGAGGUUAGUUUUGGAGGCCAUAAGCUUUCCUAAAGAGAUGGGUUUUAAGGCACUUCUUAAAAGAUGCAAGACUAGGGGAGAGUCUGAUGGCGGGAGGCAGGCUAUUCCAUAGGAAGGGAGCCACCCGCGAGAAGUCCUGCAAGCGUGAGUUGGCUGUACGGGUGCGGACAACGAACAGAAGGUGGUCACGGGCAGAGCGGAGAGACCGAGAAGGGACAUACCUAUGGAUCUGUGAGGAAAUAUAAGAGGGGCUAGAGUUGUUCAGUGCUUUAUAGGUGUGAAUUAGUACCUUGAGUUGACUCCUAUAGCAUACAGGAAGCCAAUGUAAGGACUGGCAGAGGGGUGAGGUUUGAGAGAAACUACCAGAGAGGAAAAUCAGUCUAGUAGCAGUGUUCAUUAUGGACUGUAGAGAUGCAGUAUGGCUUUUGGGAAGACCAAUCAGGAGAGGGUUACAAUAAUCCAUGCGGGAAAUUAUUAGAGCAUGGACAAGCUCCUUGGUAGCAUCUUGUGUAAGAAAGGGGUGGAUGCGGGCUAUGUUUUUAAGAUGUAAUCUACAGGAUUUGGCAACAUGCUGGAUCUGAGGCUCAAAGGUGAGGCCAGAAUCAAGUAUGACGCCAAGACAGCGCGCUUGCAAGGAUGGACUGAUAUGGGUACCACAAACUUUAAGAGAGAGCGAAAGAGGAGGAUCAGUUUUAGGAGGAGGAAAGACAAGGAGCUCAGUUUUAGAGAGAUUGAGUUUCAGAAAGUGGGAGGACAUCCAGUCAGAGAUGGAAGAAAGGCAAGCAGUGACACGUUGCAGGACGGCAGGAGAGAGGUCUGGGGAGGAGAGAUAUAACUGGGUGUCAUCAGCAUACAGGUGGUAGUGGAAUCCAAAAGAGGUAAUAAGUUUGCCAAGAGAGGCAGUAUAAAAAGAAAAUAGAAGGGGACCAAGGACAGAGCCUUGGGGGACUCCAACCGAGACCGGACAAGGGGAGGAGGUAUCAUUAGAAAAGUAGACACUGAAUGAGCGUUGGGAGAGAUAAGAGGAAAACCACGCGAGGACAGAGACCAAGCGACUGAAGAGUUUGAAGGAGAGCAUGAUCAACGGUGUCAAAGGCCGCGGAGAGGUCAAGAAGAAUUAGUAUGGAGUAGUGGCCUUUGGAUUUAGCGGCGAUUAGGUCGUUAGUAACUUUGAUAUGCAUGGGUGGUAUCACUGUACUCAGGAGAAGUUGCUGAAUACAUAUUGGGGUGUUCUUUGGCAGUAAACCUUAAAGUUCUCUGUACAUGUAUUCUUAAAUUGCUAUGUGUGUCAAAAAAAACACCAAUAAUAAUUAUUUUUUUUAAUUUGCCAUAGAUUUGUGGUAAAAUGGUUCCAUGAAAAGAGUCAAUAUACCCCAAGUUUAAUACCUUAGGUUGUCUUCUUUUAAAAAAUAUAUACAUGUGAAGGGUUAUUCAGGGAUUCCUGACAGAUAUCAAUGUUACAAUGUAACUUAAUUUUGAAAACAAAAAAUGGUUUGGAAAUAGCAAAGUGCUACUUGUACUUAUAGCCCUAUAACUUUCCAAAAAAAGCUAAGAAUAUGUUAACAUUAUUUCUAAACUCAGGACAAAAUUUAGAAACUAUUUAGCAUGGGUGUGUUUUUUUUUAUUUUAUUUUUUUAAAUUUUUUAUUUUUGCAGUGCAGAAGUUUGGUACAGACAGGCUCAAGGUACCCCAAAGGCAUUCCUCGAGCUUUGUUACAGAUUUCACAAGUGGGGUAAAGAUAAGUAGUGCACAGUUUUAAAUGUAUUAUAACAGGUGUAGGCGAAAACAUUAUGCUUUUGUUGGUAUAUAUUGUGUUGAGGUGACUAAUUGUUUCUGUGUCCGACAUGCUUUGCCAACCCUGCGCCGUAAAGAGCGGAGUAGUGGAGGUGUUUUGAGUGAGCCCAUAGUGUGUAGCUUGCUAUCUUAUGAGUUGCCUGAUUACGUUCUACAGGUGUAGUAUUAGUACUCAUGUUUAAAGGGUUGACGUAAAGUGCACGUCUAUUGCCUAGUGUUUGUAAGGAAGAGACGUGUGGUGUCCACUUUUUGAGCAGGUAUAUGUGAAGGCUGGUCUUUGUGCUCUAACAAGCUAGGUAGUCCCCCCACGUUAGGUACAUGUAUAAAGUAAGUUACUCAGACAAGUUUAGCAAACAUAGUAUACUGAAUAGGUGCAUAUUGGGUUACUCCGGUAUACCAGGAGAAACAGAUCAUGCCAAGAGUGGAGAAGACAUUCACAUAUUGGGCUAUACUGGCGAUCUAAACUAACGCAUCCUGUUAAAUAAUAAUAAGUAAAGGUAUUAGGCUGCCCUAGUGGGCCAGUGAAACAUGUCCAGCUAGUACCAGCUACAUAAUAGAUUACCCCGGCAAGCCAGUCAUCGACAGUGUCCAAGUCCUGUUGGGUGCCUCCUGUAAUGUAUCGGUGCAGGAAGGAUUUGGCAGUAGCCUGCAGCAUCCCGCUUCUGUGCGCUCCGUGCCGGCCCUCAGCCCACUCCAUUCCGAGGCUGAGCUGUAGAUUCUUUCGCUGUAGGGGAGACAACCGGAGAGGAGGCGACAGAGCGGUGGUGCAGGGUGGACUCUCGCUGUGCUGGAGCCUUCCAUGCGUUGAGAGGGGCCCCUUGCUGGCCGGCUGUCGGUAUGUAGCGUGGUGUCUUCAUUGAUGGUCGGGGUGUUGUGUGUCGCAGCACUUUGUGUGGGUGAUCGGUGUGUCAGAGGCACAUGCUUCAGUGCCCUGUUUUGCCGUGGGUUAUUCCGUGCUGUGGUUGCUGGUUUGCCGCAUCCCCGCUUUUCCCGUCUGUUGCAGGCCUGCUCCUAUGUCGCAGCCAUAUUCCAGUGCUGUGACCUUUGGGGUAAACGUUGUACUGGGAUAUCUUGACGGGUGUUUACCGGUGGUCGUUGUGGGACUUUGGUUUGCUCGCGCCCGGUUGCUUUGUUGUAUUUUGUGGGUACCUGGGGGCUGCAGUUUAUCUUGCAAGUUUCGAUGCACGUGGCGUCCGCCAUCUUAGGUGGGGUGCCCAGGCCGCAGAUCAAGCUGGUAGUACUGCUGGGCCCCAGUUGCAUUGCCGCUCUCAGGGUCACAGGGUGGGGACCGGGAUCACCCCCACCGGUCCAGGGGGGGGGGCAGAGCCAGGUUCUCGCCGGUCCGGACCUCUGGCCAGGCACUGUCAGGCAGGAUAGCAGGACAGCGGCCGUCUGCCCUACUCACCGCCAAAGAAGGCCCCAUCUGGAGCGACAAUUUCUCCCCCAGGGGACUGCAACUCGGGGAGUCAGCCUCUCCCUGGGUCCAGUGGUCCCAGCAUACUAAGGGACCAGUGCUGUCGGUCUGCCAGCUCAGAAUAUAUCAUGCUUUAAGGGCUUAUAGGGUGGAAAUUUGCAGGAGCUGAAGUUGCUUGCGACCAUCCUGCUCGGCGGUCCGGCCCCCGCAUGGGUGUUUUUUGAUGGUUGUAACUGCAUAACAAUUUUUGGGGGUCAAAGUUAGAAAAGGUGUGUUUUUUACAUUUUCUCAUCAUAUUUUAUAAAAAAAAAAAAUUAUAGUAAAUUAUAUGACAACAUGAAAAUAAUUAUCUUUAGAAAGACCAUUUAAUGGCGAGAACAACUGUAUAUAAUAUGUGGGUACAGUAAAUGAGUAAGAGGAAAAUUACAGCUAAACACAAACUCCACAGAAAUGUGUGCCCUGGUCCUAAAUGGUAAGAAAAUUGAAAAGCGGUCUGGUCACUAAGUGGUUAAAACUUCUAAAGCAAGUUAAAAUCUGAUUGAAAAUGAAACCAUUUUGUUUUCAUGCAGGCUGUGUCAGUCACAGUUAGGGCAGGUGUGGCUAUUGCUGCAUAAACAGAAACAAAAGUGAUUUAACUCCUAAAUGGCAGAGAAUUGAGCAGUGAGAUUUCAGAGAUAUUUUGGUCUAUACACCAAAACUGCUUCAUUACACUAAAAUUGUUUUGGUGACUAUAGUGUCCCUUUAAGUCUGUGCAUAAUAUUGAUGGUAAAUGUAAGAAUAAAAUUAAAGCUAGCGUUGCUAUGAUGUAAUUGGUUAACUCCUUUAAUUGAUUAUUGCAGAUACCGGUUAUGGACCUAGGAUGGGUCUGUCGCUACAUGCUGCUUGUCAUCGCGCUGGUCGUGAUUUGGGCAGUCUUUGUCAAGCUGGGCUUCGAUGAUUAGAACAAGAGAUGGACUCUGAGAGGCCGGUGCUGGAUUCUGGCCAAUUCCGUGCCACCCCGGAGGUGACACGAUUCGUGCUGGGGUCAAGGUUUAUUGACACAGAGAUCCUUUUUAUAUUUAACCAUUUCGUAUAGUGCUGGGUCACUGUGGAUUUAGUUUUUUUAAGGAAUUUUUUUUCAAUGAUUUGGUGGUUGCUAGAUAACUUCCUUCAAUACGAGAAACCCUCUUUAUUCGUGGAACUGUCAUAUUUUGUGAAUUUUAAUCCUUUGUGCACCAGAGGGUUGUGUAAGGUAUUGCAGCGCAGCACAUUGCUCAAUCUUCCCUGCACUAUAAGGGUCUAUACCCUGGUGAGUGGAGGGCGGGCCAUCCAGAUCUCACUGAGUGUACGCUGUCUAAGAAAUCAUUACGGAAUACACUGAAUAAAUUGAUUUAAGUGAA